AUAGAGAGAAAAAGAGAGAGAAAGAGAGAUAAAUAGAGAGACGAAGAGAGAAAAGAACUGUGGGAAACGAAUCGGUCGACCCGCAUUUUUCAACAUCUGUGGACCAUUCCCAUCAUCAAUGCUUUAGAUUCCUUUUACGAGGUCGGAGUCGUCAUUCGUUAAACCAACACAAAUUCUUUUUGUCCCUACUCAUAGUAUCGACAAGGAAAAAAAACAAGGGAGAAUGGUUUAGUUGUUUCGUUGCCUCGUACCGACGAGCAUGCUACUUUGAAUUUAAAACGAAUACGCUUUUGAAAAAUUCAACGUUAAGGAUUUAAGAGAAAAAGUGUUCGAUAAACAAUGUCGAGAUUAUUAUUUUUCACGUGUAUCAAUUUAUCUAUCAUUUUUUUAACAAAUUCAAAUCCUUACGAAAAACCCAUUUUGGAUAGCACAAUUGCAACUACGUUAAACGUUUCGAAGAAUGACGAAAAGGAAUUGUGUUGUCCUUGCACGAAAAAUGCAACAACAUCCUCGAUAGAAAUCAACAACAAUCCUUCUGCGACCCACCAUAUCUAUCCACCGAUAAUUCACGAUACUGCUUGGAAAUGUAAUUUCGUUGGGAAUAAACUUAUGCGAGACGAUUAUCGUCAUUCACCUGGAAUUGGUUCGCACAAAUUACACACCAGAGCAAAGGUUUGGAACGAGGCGAGAAAAAUUUGCAUAGAGGAAGGUGGCCACUUGGCUAUUAUCAAUUCUAUCGCCGAAGCUAAUCUACUUUUGGAUUUAUAUAAUCGAUCCGGUCCUAUUAAGGGUGCAGCUUAUAAUAAUCAAUUUUUAUUGGGAAUUCAUGAUCUCUACACUGAAGGCGAUUGGGUGACCAUACAAGGUGAUUCUUUGGCAAAAAGUGGAUACAAUACUUGGACCGACAAAUGGGGAGGUCAACCUGACAAUGGAGGUGGCAUACAAAAUUGUGGUGCAAUGUUAGACGAUGGCAAAUUAGACGAUGUCGCUUGCAACGUUCCGUUUGCAUUUUUCUGCGAAAUUCCAAACUUCUAAUCAAUAUCGUCAAUUAAAUUUAAGAAUUGAAUUGAUACGCGCAAAUAUUUUCUU
Polistes dominula (European paper wasp) is the source of this 1089-nucleotide messenger RNA. Its product is annotated as hemolymph lipopolysaccharide-binding protein. Lineage: Eukaryota; Metazoa; Arthropoda; Insecta; Hymenoptera; Vespidae. The record is from RefSeq and is a predicted model, not a curated record.